GCUAGCGGCUGCAGCGGCUGCAGCAGCAGGGUGAACUCUGCUCCCAGGACUCGUCUUGGUUGUAUCAUGAAGGAGGACCCGAGCUGCUCUUAGACGCCAUGAGGAUGUUAGCGACGCUGCGAAGCCCGGCCCUGUUGGGGGUCUGUGGGCCGCAGGCUGCCUUGCUCAAGGGCACGGCAGCCCGGAGACUGCUGCACAGCUCCUACGAUGUGGCCGUCGUGGGCGCCGGCAUCGUCGGCCUGGCCGCGGCCCGGGAGCUGCUGCUGCGCCACCCGGCGCUCAGCUUCGUCCUGCUGGAGAAGGAGAAGGAACUCGCCACGCACCAGAGCGGCCACAACAGCGGCGUCAUCCACAGCGGCAUCUACUACACGCCAGGCUCGCUGAAGGCCCGGCUCUGCGUCCGCGGAGCCACGCUGGCCUACGACUACUGCGACAAGAAGGGAAUCCCCUACAAGAGAUGUGGGAAGCUCAUCGUGGCCCUGCAGCAGGAGGAGAUUCCCCGACUCAACGCUCUGUACCAGCGAGGCCUGCAGAACAACGUGCGUGAGCUCGCCGUGGUCGACGCCCGGGGGAUCCGGGAGCGCGAGCCGUACUGCCGGGGCAUCGCGGCCCUGGACUCUCCGUACACCGGCAUCGUGGACUGGAGGAUGGUGGCUCUCCGGUACGGCUCUGACUUCCAGGACGCCGGCGGGAAGGUCGUGACGGAGUUUGAGGUCAGCGACAUCUCCACGCUGAAGGAGAGUCCGGCCGGCUCGCCUGAAGGAAUGAAACAUCCGAUCGUCCUCAGAGACAAGAAGGGGAAGGCGGUGCGGUGCCGCCACGUCCUGACCUGCGGGGGCCUGUACUCGGACCGGCUGUCCCAGAUCUCCGGCUGCAGCCCGGAGCCGCGGAUCGUCCCCUUCAGGGGAGACUACCUGGUGCUGAAGCCGGAGAAACACUACCUGGUCCGGGGAAACAUCUACCCCGUCCCCGACCCCCGCUUCCCGUUCCUCGGCGUCCACUUCACCCCCAGGAUGGACGGCAGCGUCUGGCUCGGCCCCAACGCCGUGCUGGCCUUCAAGAGGGAGGGAUACAACGUAUUUGACUUCAACGCACAGGACUUCGCCGACGCACUCUCCUUCAGGGGCCUGCAGAGGCUGGUGAUGAAGAACGCGGCCUACGGCCUCGGGGAGAUGUACCGCGGCGUCUUCACCGGCGCUCAGGUCAGGAUCCUGCAGAAGUACAUCCCCGAGCUCUCGCUGGGCGACGUGCUCCGGGGUCCGGCGGGGGUCCGGGCCCAGGCCCUGGACCGCGACGGGAACCUGGUGGACGACUUCGUGUUCGACGGAGGCGUCGGGGAGAUGGCCGGCCGGGUGCUGCACGUCCGCAACGCUCCGUCGCCGGCGGCAACGUCCUCCCUCGCCAUCGCAGAGAUGAUCGCGGACGAGGUGGAGCGCCGCUUCGCCCUGUAGGCGGGAAACGACGAUGGCUCGGCACGUCCGGCACCGGCGGCAUCGCAAAGACUCUCAGCCUUAAUUUAAUCAAAGUGACUUCUUUUAAAGUGGAGAGAGAAAAUCCACUCAAAACAUUUGUGUAUUAUCUGAUUUGUGCUCCAAGUUACGGACAAAACGAUAAUUACAAAUUCAAAAAGCCUCCUAAACACACAAAGCGUUAAAUACGCAAAAAUGCACUGCAAAAACUCAAAAUCUUAACAAGAAUAUUUGUCUUAUUUCUAGUUAAAAUGUCUCAUUUUUAAUCAAAAAAUCUCAUUACACUUAAAAC
Messenger RNA from Cololabis saira (Pacific saury), 1761 nucleotides. RefSeq names its product L-2-hydroxyglutarate dehydrogenase (gene l2hgdh). Gene Ontology annotation, molecular function: (S)-2-hydroxyglutarate dehydrogenase activity; (S)-2-hydroxy-acid oxidase activity. The transcript has 10 exons. The coding region runs from base 99 to 1451 and encodes 450 amino acids. NCBI's taxonomy places the organism in Eukaryota, Metazoa, Chordata, Actinopteri, Beloniformes, Belonidae. The record is from RefSeq and is a predicted model, not a curated record.